AUGACUCAAGAAGUUAAAACUGUCUGUGUAUUCUGUGGAUCUUCUUUUGGUAACAAGCCACAAUAUGCCGAAGAAGCCGCUAAAUUAGGUACCGAAUUGGCCAAAAGGUCAUGGGGCUUGGUUUACGGUGGUGGGUCCACUGGAUUAAUGGGUGCAGUUGCACGUGGGUGUGCCACCAAUGGAGGAUACGUUCAUGGAAUCAUUCCUGAAGCCUUGAUUUCUCGUGAGAGGGUUGUGGAGGAAGAGCACCCAAAUACUGAAACCAAUGGUGAUUCCAAUGGCACGAAAGAAGCCAAAGCCGAGGAGGCAUUCAAUGCUAAAUUGAAAGAAUCAAUAAACAAUCAUGAUGGAUCAACUCCAAUACCUGAUUCAAAAGAAUAUGGUAAAACCACAUUAGUCAAGGAUAUGCAUACUCGUAAGAGAUUGAUGGGACAAGAAGCUAGUGCUUUCAUUGCAUUACCUGGAGGAUAUGGAACUUUAGAAGAAUUAAUGGAAGUUGUUACAUGGCAACAAUUGAAUAUUCAUAAUAAACCUAUUGUUAUUUUUAAUAUUAAUGGAUUUUAUGAUAAUUUCUUACAAUUUAUUAAAGAUUCAAUUGGUAAUGAAUUUGUUUCAGUUAAAAAUGGUGACAUUAUUAAAGUUGCCAAUACGGUUGAAGAAGUAUUGUUGGCUAUUGAAAACUAUAAGGUGCCUGAAGGAAGAUUCAAUUUGAACUGGGAAAGUACUUAG
Messenger RNA from Lodderomyces orthopsilosis Co 90-125, 729 nucleotides. RefSeq lists its product as uncharacterized. The transcript has a single exon. The coding region runs from base 1 to 729 and encodes 242 amino acids. Gene Ontology annotation, biological process: cytokinin biosynthetic process. The record is from RefSeq and is a predicted model, not a curated record. Gene Ontology annotation, cellular component: cytosol. Gene Ontology annotation, molecular function: hydrolase activity, hydrolyzing N-glycosyl compounds. NCBI's taxonomy places the organism in Eukaryota, Fungi, Ascomycota, Pichiomycetes, Serinales, Debaryomycetaceae.